Messenger RNA from Helianthus annuus (common sunflower), 1104 nucleotides. RefSeq lists its product as uncharacterized. The transcript has a single exon. Bases 1 to 1104 code for a protein of 367 amino acids. The record is from RefSeq and is a predicted model, not a curated record. Lineage: Eukaryota; Viridiplantae; Streptophyta; Magnoliopsida; Asterales; Asteraceae.
AUGUCUUCCGACCAACCUAUCGCCACCAGGCGCCACCACUCUCCGUCACCACCACCACCUCCUCCACCACCACCCUCAUCCAAACCCAACAUCACCACCACCCUCUACCACACCCACAUCGGCAUCUUCGCCCUCACCUGGUCCCGAACCCUUUUCGGCCGCUCCCUCCACCUCCACCUCCUCCCGAACGACAACGAUAACGACGACGACAACAUCUCCACAACUUCGUCUACCCACACCCCCACCCACACCCCCUCUUUCCAUCUACAGAUAAAACCAUUGAUGUUUUGGAAGCGACACGGAUCCAAAAAGAUCCAAAUCUCUCCAAACAAAAAUGAUUUUAUUCAAAUCUUUUAUGACCUGUCCCGGGCCAAAUUCGGAUCUGGCCCAGAACCCGUGGCCGGGUUUUAUAUCGCGGCCACGGUGUCAGGACAAAUGACACUACUCAUUGGAGACUCACCUAAACAAGCCUACUCUAAAACCAAAUCCAUCCAAUCAAAUAAAUCCCAAAUAACCAUCCUUAGGCGUGAACACGUGUACGCCAUUUCCAACAAAAAGUACACCACUAAGGCCACUUUUCGCGGGAAAACCCGCGAAAUAACUAUAGACUGCACCCGUGUUGCCGGCGGAGAAGACUCUAGGUUAUACUUCUCCGUCGACAAUAAACGGGUGCUAGUUGUGAAACAUCUCCAAUGGAAAUUUCGUGGAAAUGAACGCGUCGAAAUUGACGGCGUUCAAAUUCAGAUUUCCUGGGAUGUUCACAACUGGCUAAUGGAGGAAGAAUCCGACGAUGGGUACGCGUUGUUUAUGUUUCGGUUUGAAAAGUCCGGAUUCGAUUACCACGAAGACGAUAAAUUGUUGGCCCGGUUGAAUGCUUCCGGGCCCGGGUCAGGUAUUUCCGGAUCCGGGUCGGGUUUCGGGUUCGGGUUCGAGAUGAGGAAAAUGAAGAAAGGGAUGUUGAAACGGGCGAAAAGCUCGUCGGAUUCUUCGCUUUCGUCUGCUUCGUCCGGGUGCGGGUCGAUUAUGGAAUGGGAGAGUGUGGAGGAGAAUGAAUUGAAAGGUCCGUCGGGUUUUUCGUUGCUGGUUUAUGCUUGGAAGAGUUAA